AUGUGGCCGGAGAUACGCUCUCCAGGUGCGGAUUACCAAUCCACCGGAGUGCAAGCUGACGAGGGCUCUGUGACUUUGCACAUGUAUCAGAAGUAUCAAGGAGAACUGGUAGCGGUGGGUCCUCAGGUCUAUCUCUUGGAUGAGAAGGGACACGAUUACGAAAUGUUGCAUUUGCUAAGCCAGGAGAUCAGCUUCGAGGUAGACGUCUCUAACCUCCCAUGCGGCAUGAACGGCGGCAUGUACCUCGCCGAGAUGGAGCCGUCCGGCGGCCGCGGUCCUCUUAAUCCUGCUGGCGCAAGUCUUGGCACAGGGUAUUGCGACUCUCAGUGUUACACAAGCUAUGCUUUUGUCAAUGGUGUAGCCAAUGUUGAUGGCAGUGGCACUUGUUGCAAUGAGAUGGAUCUGUGGGAGGCCAAUUCCAAAGCCAAUCAGCUGACGCCUCAUCCAUGCAGCAUCACGGGCUUCUACGCUUGCGAGGAAAAGGAGUGUGGUGAUGGCAAGAAGGGUGUUUGUGACAAGGUAGGCUGUAGUUUCAAUCCGUAUGCACUGGGUGCUCAGGAUUUCUACGGUGUGCAUGGCAAGGCGGACACCUCGAAGCCAUUUCGGGUCAUUACAAGGUUUAUCACUGAUGAUGGCACGAAACGUAGGAACCUAGUGGAGAUUCGAAGGAUGUAUGUGCAAGACGGCAAGGCUUUACCAAACGCCGAGGUCACGCUCCGCCGUGAGAAUUACAACCCUAUCAUCCCUUCAUACUGUCAAGCUACCGACGCCGACUCGUUUGCGCGCCAUGAGGGCCUCGAUAGCAUUGGGGGAGCACUACGACGUGGCAUGGUCCUCGUCAUGGGUAUAUGGAAUGAAGGUACGGACAAUCUAAACUGGCUGGAUGCUGGUGACGCUGGCCCUUGCAACCGGAUGGGAGGCAGUCCAACUGCGAUCAAGAAGAAUUAUCCUAAGACAUCCGUCACAUUCAGCGACAUCAGAUGGGGCGGCUUCGGAACCACGUGCUAG
Saxophila tyrrhenica is the source of this 1008-nucleotide messenger RNA. RefSeq lists its product as uncharacterized. The transcript has a single exon. NCBI's taxonomy places the organism in Eukaryota, Fungi, Ascomycota, Dothideomycetes, Mycosphaerellales, Extremaceae. Gene Ontology annotation, molecular function: hydrolase activity, hydrolyzing O-glycosyl compounds. Gene Ontology annotation, biological process: carbohydrate metabolic process. The record is from RefSeq and is a predicted model, not a curated record. The coding region runs from base 1 to 1008 and encodes 335 amino acids.